CUCCAGACACCAUUCUACUUGUAUCUCUGGCCCAAGAUCAACCCCUUGGAGUAUAUCUCACCAUGGCUAGCACUCAGCAGCGUUGAUUACAAAGCUCGUGAGGAGAUCUUCCUCCCAAUGGAAGGGAAAGCCGUAACGCCCGAGGACGUACAGGAGAAUGACGAAACUCCUGCUCAGGAGACUUCCGGGUUUCAAUUCAUAAACCAGACUGGGAGCAAAAUCAAGGAUCCCAAGAUCAAGAAGUUGGUCCGACAGAAUGCCAUAAACCAUGUGUCGAAAGCCAGGGAGAAAGAAAGAGUGCGGCCGACACACGUUCGGCCCCUCGUGCAAGGUUACGUCGGAGAAGCCUCAGGAUCGGACGCGGGGUCGGACUUAAUUGAGGAUACUCAUCCACUUAAGGCCAGCGUCACCCAGCUCAACGACUAUUGGUCUUCGGAGAGAGACCCAGGUUUCACUGGGUCCUCGCAGCCGCCAACUACAGCUUUCACCCCAACUCAACUGCUCGCACUUGCCGAAUCCACAGCGGGGUUUGGCGAGCUCAAUCUGGGUCAACAAAGCUCUGCCGCAUCCCCAGAGUCCUCAACUUCGCUUGCGGAACACAAAAGGUUCUCGAGUGGAGCAACACAGACCCGGCCACGGAGAGCAAGAUUUCAACGCGGAUGCCGCACUUGCAGGAAGCGUCAUGUGAAAUGCGAUGAAGGAAGACCAGCAUGCCUGCGCUGCUUGCGAUCAUAUGGUUCCUGUGAGGGUUAUCCGACCGAUGGAACAGGAAUACACACCUUUGACUCCAACAUCCCAACUACUUCGAGAAAUCAGCUAGCAGGUCAACGUCCUGCAGCUGGCCCAGUCUUUUCGAGUGAAACAGAAGCACUAUAUUUCAGGCUCUUCCUAGAAGAGACUUCUCUCGAACUGAUUGGGGUCUUCGACACAAGUUUCUGGGGUAAAAUCCUCCUGCAAGAAAGCCACCAGCAAGACUUUGUCCGGCACGCGAUUGUGGGAAUCGCAGCUCUCAGCAAGUCGAUCAAAACGAAAGCUCUGACCGUUGCGUAUCCUGGCACGUUUGGGGCGAUAUGGAAGGAAGAAGCAACCAAGCAACGGGAGUACGCUCUGACGCACUUUGGGAAAUCGUUGACGGGUAUGAAAGCUGUUCCUUGGGCUGGAGAAGACUACUUGAGGAAGAUCUCAAUUGCUAUCCUCUUGGUCAUAGUCUUCGAAACAAUGUACGGCCAGCCAGAUUUGGCUUUCUCUCAUGCGAUUAUUGGAGAUCGCCUCAUCCGGAGGCGAAUUGACAUUCGUGACCGCGCCAGAAUUCGUUUGAGCAACGGCCAACGGUCCCCAGCACCACGUGUCCUGGAUGGAGACAUCUUUUCGGCUUUCGUGCGGUUCGGCCUUCAGAUGAUGACCUUCGUAGACACCAGACCGUAUUUAACCCACGAGGUAGGAAGAGUAAAUGCUUCAGACACGAUGGCGAAAAUGCCAUCCGAGUUCUUCAGUUUGGUUGAAGCAACUUACUUUUGGGAAUACGUGGUCAGGCGAGCCUGCCACUAUGUCAUGUACGCGGCAGUUCGAAGCCAAUCAAACAAUAUCAUGCGAGAGUUCUCGAAGCCGUUCUCUGGUAGAGUCUUAGACAUGACUCCAGAGACCGGCAUUUAUGGCUCGCCAUAUAUCGUACCGCCAGGGCUCCAUGCCGACAAACAAUACCACACAGACGAACUCGCUCGCUGGUGGACGGCAUUUUUACCACUUUUAAGUCAGAUCCAAUCCUCAUCAACAGACCUCCGAGCGAGAACAGGAGCUUUGAUCAUGCAGCUGUACGCACUCACUAUCAAAAUCGUCGUCGAAGGAACACUCUUUACGACCGAAUGCUCAUACGACAUCUUCUUACCCGAGUUCAGAGAGAUGGUUUCUCUAUGCCGCCAAAUCGACGACAAUUUCCGCGAGAUGUCCGAGCAUCAACCCUCCUUCCACGUCCAUCUCAGCAUUGUCCCGUGUCUCUUUACCACUCUGCUUCGGUGCCGAGAUCGAAGUCUACGCCGGGAAUGCAUUGAUAUUCUACGUACCUCGCAACACGACGGGCCAUGGGAUCGCUUUAUAAUCGCUGCUCUCGGCACCUGGAUUAUGGAGCUAGAAGAGGCUGGCUCUGAUACGGAAUAUAUCCCAGAACAUGCGAGAGUGCAGUUCUCGCGUGGUGUGAGGAGUAUGGAGACGCGGUUGGUCAUGGUUCAAUGUGUGAGGCGUGACCGCUCUCCGGGGUGGGAGACACGAGAACCGAGUUUGAGAUGGGAAGAGAUGGCCAUGAAUGCCGAAGCCCAUCUUGAAUGGAUAGUAAGCAAUGACCCGCUCGCUGGCCUCGCUUGAAGUAUAUGCCUCAAGCUUGGAUGGAGUAUGAAGGGAAGUGAAAUAACGCAACAGCUUGACAGUUGCCCCAAGGAAUAAGGCAACAAAGAAUAAGAAAAAGGACACUGUGUAAAACCUAUACAAAGCUUUGAGAAGAGUUGAUUGAACUCAACGCCAUCAUGUCCUCUGCAACACUUCUGUCUGUCUAGUAAACUGCUCCAGACCCUCCCCCUAUUUUGCGUUCAGGCUUUUCAUCUGCACCACU
Molecule: messenger RNA, 2602 nt
Organism: Hyaloscypha bicolor E
Lineage: Eukaryota; Fungi; Ascomycota; Leotiomycetes; Helotiales; Hyaloscyphaceae
Exons: 4
Coding region: 118-2358 (746 amino acids)
Biological process (GO): regulation of DNA-templated transcription
Molecular function (GO): zinc ion binding; DNA-binding transcription factor activity, RNA polymerase II-specific
Source: RefSeq, a predicted model, not a curated record